CAAGAAUGGAUUACCUACCAUCUUAACAUGGCUCACUCAUCCAAAGGAUUGACAUCCAUUCUUUCUUGUCAUUAUUUAUUUUCUCCACUUUUUUUUGCUUUAGUGUUUUUUCUCCUAAUCCUUUGCAUGUGAUAUACUGAUAUUCCCACUUUGUUUGUUAAUACGCUAACUAUUUGAAACUAGCAAUUAUGAUGCUACUAACAUUUAGUUACUACUCAUCUCGUAUAUAUAUUUACACUAAAUAUUUGUUUGCGAGCGUGUCUAUGCUUAACCACCAGAGGCAGAAAGGUAUAAAUGAAAUAAUUUUCUGUGUUAUUUGUUUGUACUUCCAUCUUUCUGAUGAAGCAUGCAUCUCGGCUCGUUUUAUCAAAAGUUUCAACGACCCAAAUUUGGUAUAGCCCAAGCAUGACCAGUGACAACCCGAGUUACCUUCUACUGCUUUUAGUUGUUAUAAGUCUUAUUACGGAAAAACUGAAGAUCAUAAACAAGUUAAAAUAUGUAAUGUAUACAGAAUGAAAUUGAAUCAACUAUUACAGGCUCCGUAACAUAUAUCCUCAAAAGCUAAUAUCUGAAUGCACGCACAUCUCUCUAUCUAAAACUACUGUGGAGACUGAAAAACCUUGUGUAUGACACCUUUUAUGGUAUAAUCAAAGUUGAUGUUGAGCAAAAAAAAAAAAAAAACUACUUCUGUGAACUCUCUGGUCCUUAAAUUCAUAGCCAUUUAAAUCUUUCAAUUCAAUUUCAAUAGAAAGCAAUCUAAAUUUUUCUAUCAAAAAGGCUUUUCCCAACCCAACCCAACCCAACCCAACCCAACCCAAAUUUUAUACAUCCUCUCAAGAGAUGGGAAACGGCGUCGUAUCAAUCAAGAAGCUUCCGUCUUCUUCACAGAGUUUUUUUUUCUUUUUUUGUUCAGCACAAGUCGGAUUGCUUCGUCCAGUCAAUUUCUCUGCUAGAUUCCUAUUUGCACGCAAUCAUCCAAAUUCGAGAUUACCUCCAAACAAUCCAUCUCAUCUCUCUCUCUCUCUCUCUCUCUUGCAACUCCACCGAUCACAUCCCUCGGCUCAAUCAAAGCUUACACUUGAAAAAUUUAGGUUAUCGGAGCUUGAAUCCCGUAACUGUUAGUUAAUCCUAGGGUUUAGCUCCAAACCAUACCAUGUUCUUCUCCGGCGAUCAUUCGACUCGAAAGCGAGUCGAUUUAGGUGGCCGUAGCACCAAGGAGGGAGAUGCUCGCAAGGUUCUUGAGCAGACCAAGGUUGAGCGCAGCCGUCGUCUCCUACAGAAGCAGCACAACUCCGCCUCCCUCAAAAUUCAGAAGUUCUUUAGAGGUAGAAGAUCAAUGGCCAUUGAGCGCUCCAAGGUGAGACGUGACUUCUGUGAGACCUAUGGGGAUAUUUGCCAGAAUGUUGUUGAUAGGCAUUGCUUUGAGCCGGGUUCAAGUUUCCUCCGUCAGUUUCUGUUUUUCUUCAAGGCACAGAACUCGGGGGAUUUUGUGAUGCUUGCGGAGACGUGUCGUUUACUGCGGAAUUUUGCACACAGCACUGGUGACAUUCUAAGCCUUUUCUCUGGCUUGGACUACUCUAGUGAGCAUAAUAUGGUGGAUUUUAGAGUAAAGAAACUUGCAUUUACCUGCAUCGAGGCUAUACAUCAGAAUAGGGAGCGUUUAAGGGAUCAGCUCUUAGUUACUCCCGAAGAAGCUAACAUUUCAACAGCUAUCUUGAUGGAUGCAAUGUCGUUGUUGCUAGAUCCUAAGCAGCCUUGGGUCUGCAAAAUAGUUAGUCAUCUACAGAAAAGAAACAUAUUCGAACUGGUCCGAGAAAUUGUGACUACGGCUAAGGAAGACCGAAGAGGUCCGACUAUUAACGGCAGCAUCCUUUCACUAGAAAGAGUAUUGGUCCUAGUAGUACCACAUGUUGGCCGUGAGCCAUGUUGCUGCUCUGAUGAUCCACGUUGGAGUUUUUCAUCUAUGAUCCUUACCGUACCCUUUAUAUGGCAGCUCUUCCCAAACUUGAAAGUGGUCUUUGCCAACCCAAGUCUAAGUCAACACUACAUUCACCAAAUGGCUUUCUGUAUCCAAAAGGAUACCCAUGUUCUCCCAAUAGAUACAAACACAGAAUUCCCUGGUUAUGCUUGUCUUCUUGGUAAUACAAUGGAAAUUGCAAACGUGGUCUUGUCAAAGCCUGAAUGUUCAUUGGACAUGGCAAUUGACAUUGCAUCAGUUGCAACUUUCUUAUUGGAGACACUUCCUGCUGUUAAGUCAUCAGAAAGAGAAAGCAGACAGAGCUCUUGUGAAGAAGAUGAUAUGUUGAUUGACGAUGUACAAGAAUUAGUCUUGAAUAGGACUCUGGAGCAGCAGAUAACCACCAAUGCUCUAGACUCACGUUUUCUUCUUCAGUUAACAAAUGUUUUGUUCCAUCAGGGUUCGGUUGGUACGCAGUCAUAUGACGAAGAUAAAGAAGCACUAGCUAUUGGCACAGGCAGUUCUUUUCUGUAUGCAGCAUUCAACACUCUCCCUCUUGAGCGAAUAAUGACAGUUUUGGCUUAUAGAACCGAGCUUGUAGCUGUGUUAUGGAAUUAUAUGAAGCGAUGCCAUGAGAACCAGAAGUGGUCAUCCAUGCCUAGUGUCCUAGAUUAUCUUCCAACGGAUUCCCCGGGUUGGCUAUUACCUCUGGUCGUCUUUUGUCCUGUUUAUAAGCAUAUGCUUACGAUAGUCGACAAUGAGGAGUUUUACGAACGAGGAAAGCCACUAUCGCUACAAGAUAUCAGGUUACUCAUCAUCAUUCUCAAGCAAGCUUUAUGGCAGUUACUAUGGGUGAAUCCACUUACGCAACAUAAUUCUGGGAAAUCUGUCUCCAACGACCUCUCAAAGAAGAACUCUGUGGGAUUGAUUCAGAACAGGGUUGGGGUUGUAGUCGCUGAGUUACUUUCACAGUUUCAAGAUUGGAACAACCGGCAACAAUUCACUUCCUCGAGCGACUUUCAAGCUGAUACUGUGAAUGAAUAUUUUAUCACUCAGGCCAUAACGGAAGGUUCAAGAGCCAACUACAUACUGAUGCAAGCUCCUUUCCUGAUUCCGUUUACAAGCAGAGUCAAAAUAUUCACAACACAAUUAGCAACGGCGAGGCAGACUCAUGGACCUGAAGAAAUUUUUACUCGAAAUCGGUUCAGAAUACGAAGAGAUCACAUCUUGGAUGAUGCUUACAAUCAAAUGAGUGCAUUGUCAGAGGAUGAGCUCCGAGGACCAAUUCGUGUGACAUUUGUCAAUGAACUCGGAGUUGAGGAAGCCGGUAUUGAUGGUGGUGGCAUUUUCAAAGACUUUAUGGAGAAAAUUACCCGAGCAGCCUUUGAUGUGCAAUAUGGGUUGUUUAAGGAAACCGCUGAUCACAUGCUUUAUCCUAAUCCUGGAUCAGGAAUGAUACAUAAGCAGCAUCUCCAGUUCUUUCAUUUUCUCGGCAGUCUUCUCGCAAAAGCUAUGUUUGAAGGGAUUCUAGUUGAUAUACCAUUUGCAACGUUUUUCCUCAGUAAAUUGAAGCAAAAGUACAACUAUUUGAACGAUUUGCCCUCUCUGGAUCCUGAGUUGUAUAGGCAUCUUAUAUUUCUGAAGCGUUAUAAGGGUGACAUAUCAGACUUGGAGCUUUACUUUGUUAUUCUGAACAAUGAAUAUGGAGAGAGAACAGAGGAAGAGCUACUUCCAGGAGGAAAAGACAUGCGAGUCAUAAAUAAAAAUGUUAUAACUUUCAUUCAUCUGGUUUCCAAUCAUAGGUUAAACUUUCAGAUACGCCAGCAGAGUUCUCAUUUCUUGAGGGGGUUUCAGCGACUCAUUCCGAGAGAAUGGAUAGACAUGUUCAAUGAACAUGAGCUCCAGGUUCUCAUAUCUGGUUCAGCUGAUAGUUUGGAUAUUGACGACUUGCGAGAGAACGCCAAUUAUUCUGGAGGGUACAACGCUGGACAUUAUGUGAUUGAUAUGUUCUGGGAAGUAAUGAAAAGCUUCUCAACCGAAAACCAGAAGAAAUUCUUGAAAUUUGUGACGGGCUGUUCAAGAGGACCACUGCUAGGUUUCAAGUACUUGGAACCUGCAUUCUGUAUACAGAGGGCUGGUGGUAGCGUGAGUAAUGAAGCAGUUGAUAGACUACCGACAUCAGCCACUUGUAUGAACCUUCUUAAGCUUCCACCCUAUCAAAGCAAAGAGCAACUGGAGACCAAAUUGAUGUACGCCAUAAGCGCAGAAGCAGGCUUUGAUCUGAGCUGAAUAGCUUUUGUGAGUUUUAUCACUCGGAGAAAAAGAUUGAAGACAACUAGAAGAGAAGAAUCGAAACCGUGUUUGUCUUCUUUCUUUUUUGUAAUAUGGUAGGGAUGUUUGGUAAAUAUAUCUCGACUGCAUAAUAAUACAAAAAAAGUUAACA
Molecule: messenger RNA, 4400 nt
Organism: Raphanus sativus (radish)
Lineage: Eukaryota; Viridiplantae; Streptophyta; Magnoliopsida; Brassicales; Brassicaceae
Product: E3 ubiquitin-protein ligase UPL6
Exons: 26
Coding region: 1154-4246 (1030 amino acids)
Biological process (GO): ubiquitin-dependent protein catabolic process; protein polyubiquitination
Molecular function (GO): ubiquitin protein ligase activity
Source: RefSeq, a predicted model, not a curated record